UGACCAUGUCUGGAAGAGGAAAGGGUGGUGGGAAAGGUCGCGCCAAGGCGAAGUCUCGGUCGUCCCGGGCUGGCCUGCAGUUCCCGGUGGGCCGUGUUCACAGGCUCCUGAGAAAGGGUAACUAUGCUGAGCGUGGGGGUGCCGGAGCGCCGGUCUAUCUGGCUGCGGUGCUGGAGUAUCUGACGGCUGAAAUCCUGGAGCUGGCCGGCAACGCGGCCCGGGACAACAAGAAGACCCGCAUCAUCCCCAGGCACCUGCAGCUGGCCGUGCGCAACGACGAGGAGCUCAACAAGCUGCUGGGAGGGGUGACCAUCGCUCAGGGCGGGGUGCUGCCUAAUAUCCAGGCCGUGCUGCUGCCCAAGAAAACCGCCGCUGCUGGAUCUGCUAAAAAGUGAAGAGACCAUCCUUGAAUCUGACGACCCAAAGGCUCUUUUCAGAGCCACUCACAGCAUCUGUGAAAGGAGCUAUACCGUCAUCUCUGCCGGAUUUGUUUUACUUUUAAUGUAGAGAACUUUGAACCUGAGCUCUGUCAAUUACUAUCGCCUUGUUAUUGAAUAU
Chiloscyllium plagiosum (whitespotted bambooshark) is the source of this 558-nucleotide messenger RNA. Its product is annotated as histone H2A-like. Gene Ontology annotation, cellular component: nucleosome. Gene Ontology annotation, molecular function: structural constituent of chromatin; protein heterodimerization activity; DNA binding. The record is from RefSeq and is a predicted model, not a curated record. NCBI's taxonomy places the organism in Eukaryota, Metazoa, Chordata, Chondrichthyes, Orectolobiformes, Hemiscylliidae.